AUGGGGGGGGGGGGGGAGAGGAGAGAAGAGGAGAAGAGGAGGAGGAGAGACAAGAAGAGGAGGAGGGGAGGAGGAGAGGAGAGAAGGAGAGGAGAGGAGAGAGAGGAGGAGGAGAGACAAGAAGAGGAGGAGGGGAGGAGAGACAAGAAGAGGAGGAGGGGAGGAGGAAAGGAGAGAAGGAGAGGAGAGAGAGGAGGAGGAGAGACAAGAAGAGGAGGAGGGGAGGAGGAGAGGAGAGAAGGAGAGGAGAGGAGAGAGAGGAGGAGGAGAGACAAGAAGAGGAGGAGGGGAGGAGGUGGAGAGGAGUUUUUUUUAAUCUUCAUCGGUAACUUCUGCUGUGACUAACUCUUUUUUUCAUUCUUGUCCACUUUGGGCCUCCGUAGAACCUCAGAGAACGAGCCGAGUCAGCAGGAUUUAAACGGCGUCAAUCUUGGCGAGAAGUUUGAACUAAAGUCUGAGUUUAAAUGCAACACCUUCAUUCAUGCUAACAUGAACAGAGAGAGAGUGUGUGUGUGUGUGUGUGUGUGUGUGUGUGUGUAAGAGUGUGAGUGUGUGUGUGUGUGUGUGUGUGUGUGUGUGUGUGUGUGUGUGUGUGUGUGUGUGUGUGAAUGGGGGGGUUGGGGGUCUAUUUUGGCGGCGGUAAUCCAUCCUUUGUGCCGAACUUCUUCAUCUGUAUCAAUUCAUGGAAAAAAACACGCCGACCCCGCAGAGUGAAACUGAGCCGGGGGGGGAGGGGGUGAGGACCUGGGUUGGGGGGGUACGUGGGGGGGUGGGGCGGAGAAAGGGGGCAGUGGACCAUGGGAAAAACACAAUCCCUGAACUCUCUAUAGCACUUGUUCCACGCCACUUCACCCACACACCCACUCUGUGGGCCACUCGCCGCUGACCCCUGCGACCCCUCUGCUCCCUCACCCUGCCUCUCAGACUCCCCCCCCCCCCCUCUCUUUGCAGAUGCAUGUCACCCCCCCCACCCUGGACCUCCAGACCUGCUGGUUCUGAGCCCCCCUUCCUCUGCCUCUCCUGCCCAGGGAUGGUGCACCGUGGUGGGGCAGAGGCUGCGGCCGAGCCCCCUGGAUGUUCUGGAGGAGUAA
This is a messenger RNA of Xyrichtys novacula (pearly razorfish), 1091 nucleotides long. The record is from the annotation of a GenBank genome assembly. Lineage: Eukaryota; Metazoa; Chordata; Actinopteri; Labriformes; Labridae.